UUCAAUCCUUUCUGUCUAUAUCCUGUUCCUUUUCUUCUCUCUAAACUGUUUCAGGCGUUUCCCAUCGAAAUCGUUGUCCGGAAUACUUUUUCUCUAUGUGUUUUUAAGAUAUAUAUAGGUUUUGAGUGUAGAAAUGGGGAAUGCGAACGGAAGAGAAGGUGUUGACGGCGCAGCGUCGGAAAAUUCCAACCAUGCUCCGACGUCACGUGUUGGUUCGGCUGAUUUAAUGGCGAGUUCUCCACCUCCCAACCGCCGCCAAUCUGGCUCUCCUCUCUUGUUUACUCCUCAGAUUCCAGCUGUUCCUUUGCAGAGAGGUGAUGGCCCUCUUUAUCUCAAUCAACUGCGGCAGAAUGAAUCUAGGGGAGCUGCUGAUCACCCCCUUGAACAAGGUGUACCUACUUUGAUAACUUGGAGCUAUGGUGGUAACAAUGUGGCAGUGGAAGGAUCUUGGGACAAUUGGAGUAUAAGAAAGAUACUCCAAAGAUCCGGUAAGGAUCACUCAAUUCUCGUGGUCCUCCCAUCGGGCAUAUAUCAUUACAAGUUCAUUGUGGAUGGAAAAUUUAGAUAUUCUCCAGAUCUUCCAUGUGAAGCAGAUCAGUCGGGCUCUAUCUGUAAUAUCCUUGAUGUCCAUGAGUAUGUUCCAGAAAACCUUGAUAGUGUAGCCGAGUUCGAGGCUCCCCAAUCACCAGAGUCGAGCUAUAGUCAAACUUUCCCAGGAGACGAAGAUUUUGCGAAGGAUCCCAUGGCAGUUCCACCUCAACUCCAUUUAUCCGUUCUCGACGCUGAAAACUCAGAUGAAACUGCUUCUUCUUCAACACCCCAACACGUGGUGCUCAACCACCUCUUUAUAGAGAAAGGAUGGUCGUCUCAGUCCAUGGUUGCUCUUGGUAUGACUCACAGGUACCAGUCUAAGUAUGUAACAGUCGUCCUAUAUAAGCCACUCAAGAGGUGAACCUCCUAUGAAUGUGAUAAACUUUUGUUUCAACAUUUCUUCCUUGACAUGGCACUUCUACUGAUGGAAGUGCUCGACAAUCUUUUUGUGUAUAAAUUCCAAGCAUUUUGGUUCAAGUAUAAUAGUUUGUGGUUAUCUCAUUUUCAGUUUA
Messenger RNA from Olea europaea var. sylvestris, 1103 nucleotides. RefSeq names its product SNF1-related protein kinase regulatory subunit beta-1. The transcript is spliced from 4 exons. The coding region runs from base 134 to 952 and encodes 272 amino acids. The record is from RefSeq and is a predicted model, not a curated record. Gene Ontology annotation, molecular function: protein binding. NCBI's taxonomy places the organism in Eukaryota, Viridiplantae, Streptophyta, Magnoliopsida, Lamiales, Oleaceae.